UUGUCCAGUACAUGAGAGCAAAGGUAAUCAUUCACUGAGUAAGACAGGAGAUUAAAUUCAUUUAGAAAGAACCCCAAAACCGAGAGGCAGCAGACAGAAAGAGAACGAACUGCUUUUUACUGUAACGUCUAGAUGGACGUGAAAGAGAAGAUAUGUGAGGGUAACGCAAAUUUAACGGAGGAAAGAACUCUAAAUAUUAAGGAGGAGGACUGUGAUUGGGAGUUUGUCCACCCUAAACAGGAGAGUCUGAGCAUUAAGGAGGAGGAUUGUGAACUGGGGUCAGUGAGUAUUAAACAAGAGGCUGAAGAAAAGUGUGUCAGCAUUGUGGUGCACAAACUUGGAAGUGUGCAGAGUGUUAAGGAAGGUGACCUUCAUUAUGAACAUCAGGAUGGAGCAGUGACUGAGUUUGCCCCUUCAUCUCCCGAAUCUUCUGUCAAUGUAAAGUCUGAAUCAUUACAGCCUGACACAAAGAGGAUUGAGGAAGCUUCAUCUCCUAGAACUCUGGAAGGUCAACCACCACCAAAGAAGAAGUCUAAAAAAAGAAUCAAAUGUCACUGCUGUUCUGAAUGUGGUAAACAAUUCUCUGACAAAAGUAAACUUCAAAUCCACAAAAGAACUCACACAGGAGAGAAACCAUAUUGUUGUUCUGAAUGUGGAAAACAGUUUUCACAAAGAAGCAAUCUUCAGAGCCACAAAAGAAUUCAUAGAGAGAAGCCAUUUUGCUGUUCAGAAUGUGGCAAACAAUUCUGUUACAAGAGUAGUCUUCAGACCCACAAAAAAAUCCACACAGGAGAGAAGCAAUAUUGUUGCCCUGAAUGUGGCAAACAAUUCUUUCUUAAGAGUGGCCUUCAGAGCCACAAAAGCAUUCACACAGGAGAGAAGCCUUAUUGUUGUAAAGAAUGUGGCAAACACUUUUCAAAAAGAAGCCAUCUUCAGAACCAUCAAAGACUUCACACAGGAGAGAAGCCGUAUUGCUGCUUUGAAUGUGGUAAACGAUUUUCUCACAGUACUACUCUUCAAGUACACAUUAAAACUCACACGGGAGAGAAGCCGUUUUGCUGUUCUGAAUGUGGCAAACAGUUUUCACAAAGAAACCAUCUUCAGAGCCACAAAAGAAUUCACACAGGAGAAAAGCCAUAUAGUUGUUCUGAAUGUGGCAAGCAAUUCUCUGACAGGAGUAGUCUUCGAAGCCACCAAAGAAUUCGAACUGGAGGAAAGCCUGUUUGCUGUUCUGAAUGUGGGAAACAAUUCUGUCACAGGAGGACUUUUCAGAUACACAGCAGAAUUCACACAGGAGAGAAACCAUAUUGUGCUGAAUGUGGCAAACAAUUCUCUGACAGGAGUAGCUUGUGGAGGCACACGAGAACUCACACUGAAGGGAAGUCAUACUUAUGUUCCGAAUGCGGCAGACUAUUUUCUCGUAUAAGCAGUCUUAAGAAACACUCUGCAGUUCACAAUGGAGAAAGAGGAAGCGUCGAAGGAGUAAAUUGUUAGGUGAAGAAGGAAGAAAUGGAAUCCUCCCAGUGGCUCAAUUCUUGAGAAGUAUCUUCAUGUGUUGAUCUUGAUUGUGUAAGAACCAUAGCCAGUCUUAUCAAGGUGAAUCUACUCUUAUAGUAUGAAAAUAAACUAAA
Messenger RNA from Erpetoichthys calabaricus (reedfish), 1631 nucleotides. RefSeq names its product oocyte zinc finger protein XlCOF20-like. The coding region runs from base 133 to 1494 and encodes 453 amino acids. The transcript is spliced from 3 exons. Lineage: Eukaryota; Metazoa; Chordata; Cladistia; Polypteriformes; Polypteridae. The record is from RefSeq and is a predicted model, not a curated record.